This is a messenger RNA of Oryctolagus cuniculus (rabbit), 6094 nucleotides long. RefSeq names its product programmed cell death 6 interacting protein (gene PDCD6IP). Gene Ontology annotation, cellular component: endosome. The record is from RefSeq and is a predicted model, not a curated record. Lineage: Eukaryota; Metazoa; Chordata; Mammalia; Lagomorpha; Leporidae. Gene Ontology annotation, biological process: mitotic cytokinesis. Gene Ontology annotation, molecular function: protein binding.
CCGGAGCUCCCGGAAGUAGCCAGACCCCGAAGCGCAGGCCGAGCGCGCGUCCGUCAGCCCGUCGGUCCGCCGGUCCCGCCGUCCGUGAGGCUCGAACGGCGGCAGAGGCGCCCAUCAUGGCGACGUUCAUCUCGGUGCAGCUGAAGAAGACGUCGGAGGUGGACCUGGCCAAGCCGCUGGUGAAGUUCAUCCAGCAGACCUACCCGAGCGGCGGGGAGGAGCAGGCCCAGUACUGCCGCGCGGCCGAGGAGCUCAGCAAACUGCGCCGCGCCGCGCUCGGCCGCCCGCUGGACAAGCACGAGGGCGCGCUCGAGACGCUGCUGAGAUAUUAUGAUCAGAUUUGUUCCAUUGAACCCAAAUUCCCAUUUUCUGAAAAUCAGAUCUGCUUGACAUUCACCUGGAAGGAUGCUUUUGAUAAAGGUUCACUUUUUGGAGGCUCUGUAAAAUUAGCUCUUGCAAGCUUAGGAUAUGAAAAGAGCUGUGUGUUGUUCAAUUGUGCAGCCUUAGCUAGCCAGAUUGCAGCAGAACAGAACCUGGAUAACGAUGAAGGAUUGAAAAUCGCUGCUAAGCAUUACCAGUUUGCUAGUGGUGCCUUUUUACACAUUAAGGAGACUGUGUUAUCUGCCUUAAACCGAGAGCCUACUGUGGACCUAUCUCCAGAUACUGUCGGGACCCUCAGUCUUAUUAUGCUGGCACAGGCUCAAGAAGUAUUUUUUUUAAAAGCUACAAGAGAUAAAAUGAAGGAUGCCAUCAUAGCUAAGCUGGCUAAUCAGGCUGCAGAUUAUUUUGGCGAUGCCUUCAAACAGUGCCAGUACAAAGACACUCUCCCCAAGUAUUUUUAUUUCCAGGAGGUGUUCCCUGUCUUGGCUGCAAAGCACUGUAUCAUGCAGGCCAAUGCUGAAUACCACCAGUCUAUCCUGGCAAAACAGCAGAAGAAAUUUGGAGAAGAAAUAGCAAGGUUACAGCAUGCAGCGGAAUUGAUUAAGACAGUGGCAUCUCGCUAUGAUGAAUACGUCAGUGUAAAGGAUUUUUCUGACAAAAUCAGCCGUGCCCUUACUGCAGCAAAGAAGGAUAAUGACUUCAUUUAUCAUGAUCGAGUUCCAGACCUUAAAGAUCUAGAUCCCAUUGGCAAAGCCACACUUGUGAAAUCUACCCCUGUCAAUGUACCUAUCAGCCAGAAAUUUACUGAUCUGUUUGAGAAGAUGGUUCCCGUGUCAGUUCAACAGUCUCUGGCUGCCUACAACCAGAGGAAAGCUGAUUUGGUUAACAGAUCAAUCGCUCAAAUGAGAGAAGCCACGACUUUGGCAAAUGGGGUAUUAGCUUCACUUAAUCUUCCAGCAGCAAUUGAAGAUGUAUCUGGAGAUACAGUACCUCAGUCUAUAUUGACUAAGUCCACAUCUGUGAUUGAACAGGGAGGCAUCCAGACUGUUGAUAAGUUGAUCAAAGAACUACCUGAACUACUACAAAGAAAUAGAGAAAUCCUAGAUGAGUCAUUAAGACUACUGGAUGAAGAAGAAGCAACAGACAAUGACUUAAGAGCAAAAUUCAAGGAACGCUGGCAAAGGACAGCAUCCAAUGACCUCUAUAAGCCUUUGAGAGCAGAGGGAAGCAACUUCAGAACAGUUUUAGAUAAAGCUGUGCAAGCUGAUGGACAAGUGAAAGAACGUUAUCAGUCUCAUCGUGACACCAUUGCGCUUCUGUGUAAGCCGGAGCCCGAGCUGAAUGCUGCCAUCCCUUCUGCUAACCCAGCAAAGACCAUGCAGGGCAGCGAGGUUGUUAAUGUCUUAAAAUCCUUAUUGACAAAUCUCGAUGGCGUAAAGAAGGAGAGAGAAGGCCUUGAGAAUGACCUGAAAGCCGUGAAUUUUGACAUGACAAGCAAGUUUUUAACAGCUCUGGCUCAAGAUGGUGUGAUAAACGAAGAAGCUCUUUCUGUUACUGAACUGGAUCGAGUCUAUGGAGGUCUUACGUCUAAAGUGCAGGAGUCGCUGAAGAAGCAGGAGGAGCUUCUUAGAAGUAUUCAGGUCUCACACCAGGAAUUUUCAAAAAUGAAACAGUCUAACAAUGAAGCUAACCUAAGAGAAGAAGUUUUGAAGAAUUUGGCUGCUGCUUAUGACAACUUUGUUGAACUCGUAGCUAAUUUGAAGGAGGGCACCAAGUUUUACAAUGAGCUGACGGAAAUUCUGCUCAGGUUCCAGAACAAAUGCAGUGAUAUAGUGUUUGCACGGAAGACAGAAAGAGAUGAACUCUUAAAGGACUUGCAGCAGAGCAUUGCCCGAGAACCUAGUGCUCCUUCAAUCCCUACGCCUGCCUAUCAGUCCUCUCCAGCAGGGGGACACGCGCCAGCUGCUCCGACCCCAGCCCCGAGGACCAUGCCGCCUACAAAGCCCCAGCCCCCUGCCCGGCCUCCACCUCCUGUGCUUCCAGCAAAUAGAACUCCUUCUGCCUCUGCUCCGGCUCCUGUGGGAACUGGAACCCCAGUACCUGCUCCAUCUCAAACCCCUGGCUCGGCCCCUCCUCCACAGGCCCAGGGCCCACCAUACCCCACCUAUCCAGGAUACCCUGGGUAUUGCCAAAUGCCCAUGCCCAUGGGCUAUAAUCCUUACGCGUACGGCCAGUAUAACAUGCCCUACCCUCCAGUGUACCACCAGAGCCCGGGACAGGCUCCGUUCCCAGGACCCCAGCAGCCUUCCUACCCCUUCCCUCAGCCCCCACAGCAGUCCUACUAUCCACAGCAGUAACCGGUCCGCUCGGAAGCUCAGCUGGUUCCGUUCAGAGGGAGAGCAGUGCCAGCCCUGCACUAAGUGCUAAACUCCACGCUCCGGUCAAUACACGUACUCUGCUGUACUGAGUGCUGUAUCAUUCCCGUCUGCUAAGAGCUAGGAGCUGCCCAGUUCCACAUUUGAUUGCACAUGUGAGAUUUGCUGCAGUUGCAGUAUAAACACUAAGUAUAAUAGGAUUUGAAAUAAAUUAAGUUCCUAAAAGUUGAAAAUGAGAAAUUAAACCUGCAAGCAAAGUAUUUGAAAUUACUAUUCUUUCUACAGAAGACAUGGGUGGACAUCAGGUACUUAUAAAAAUGGUUUAAGUACUGAUAUUCAAGAAACCUAAGUUUUCUUUCUCCUUUGGUUUAUUGAUUGGGUUUAAUUUCCAGUAUGCUAUUUUGAGUAAUCAAAGCAUUGUAAAUCUUAUAAUUUAAAAAUAAAUUACUUAAGAACAGUUGUCAUUGUUAUGUUUUGUCAUUGAUUCUCAUUGCUGUCUAAUUUCUUUCUGCUUUUAGUCUUGCAUUUUGUAUGUUCAUCAGUUAAACCAGAUACUCUGUUUAAGUGCAUGAGUAGUACAAGUUACUAGUAAGGUUCAAGGGUAUUUUAUAGGAAAACCAAAAGAAUAGUGCCAUAAAAUAUUUUUCCUUUGCUGAUUAGUAAAUUGAUUUUGAUGUUUAAUUUCAAAACUCCUAUAAUAUGGAAGAAACAGUUGCUACCAAAGAUUCUUCAAAUAAAUAUAUAUUUACUAUUUUAUGGUUAAUCUCUCCAAGAAAUUAAUGCAUAUUCUGACAGAUAAUUCACUCUUUUUCCAUAACCUGGUUAAAAUAAAUCCGUGUCAUGGCAGCACUUUGUGAUGACUGGCAUUGUUUGGAGAGAGUGACUGUACCUUGUGUUCCUUUUUUCUACCUUACUGUCUUAACAGUGACAUUCAGUGCACAAUGUGUGUGAGUAGACCUUAAGCCCCUUGGUUUUAAUUUUGCACCUAAAAAGAUGGAACGAUUUUCUAGUUCAGGGAGCACACAAAGCAGUUGCUAGGAACCUAGGCCACUUUUGGAAUAGGCUGUGUGUUUAAUGCUGAUCUCUGGUUGGUGUACCCAGUCACUGUGUAGACCUCAGUAAAAAUGCUGAAGACGUGCGCUCCGCAGGGAGCAGAGGAGAAGAGCUGAGUUGUCCAGCUUCACAGCGGGGUCCCUCUGCGUGAGCGCGUUAGGAGUUGGAGCAGAUUUCCCAUGAGUCUGUGUUUCUUCACUGAGUUUCAAUGCUGACCUUUUUUUUUUUUGCCUUAUUGUUUGAUUUAAAUGAUGCUGUCACUUGGUCCACUGUUGUUUUCGUUGACAGUUUGGAUUUAUAUUUUAAAUGUUAGACUGAUGGUGUGAUUGUAAAAGGGAGUAAAUUGGUUUAAAAACGUGUAUAUUUUUAAAAAUCCUUGUUGUAUGUAGAAAACAUGAAGACCUGUUAAAUUCAAUGCAGAUAACCUUUGAUUACAUGCAAUUUUAACAUUGGUUGACAGUCUGAUAGUUGAACCUUGCUUGGCAAGAAUAGUUUUCUUAUAUAUCAUUGCUAAGUUUUAAUACUUUGGAUUCAUCAAAGUUUAAGAUGGGUUUGACUAUUGUGUAAAUGACAAUUAAGAUCUACGUUCUUGUUACUUGAGGUGUCAUAUAAAACAGCCAGUGAAAGUUAGGAGUAUUCCAAAUUGCUAGUUUUUUAAUUCUCACUUGUGGAGAAAAAAGAAAAAAAAAUAAUAAAAAUGGCCUGAAUAUUCUCUUGGGGAAAGAGAGCGCUACAGGAAAGGGCGAGUGCGUCCCAGGGCCAAAGAGAGGGGUGAGGCCUGCCAGCCCGGCCCAGUGCUGGGCGCUGGGCGCUGGGCGCUGGGCCACCGGGGGCCCCUCUGAAGCCCUGGGGAGGAGCCCUGCAGCCCCUCCAGGCAGCUGCUCCCAGCAAACGGACUGUCAGCAAGGCCUUGUCCCAUGUGGCAGCCUAGACCCACCCCUCCUGUCCGCCCUCUCGUCCUGUAAGUUGUCGCUACGUUCUUGGUCACCCAUGUCCAGCAGAGAUGACCAGGUUUCAGCUGGGUUCACCUUCGUAGACUGGUGGUUCUGUUAAGGUGACUCAGGGAAGGAAGCUUCUCUCCUGUCUGCAGACAAGGAAGCCGUCUGGUUUUUGGUGUCGCUAAACUUCCUAAUGCGUUGCUUAGCUUCCCAUGGUCCACAAAAUACCCCAAGUUUUGUUAUGGAUAAUGCUGUUCAUUUGGAAGUAGGGUUCCACUCUGGAGUUCAGGUUUGUUGUAUACACGUUAAUAAUUCAGGCUUUUAGAAGUUACUGGCCUAAACUAAAGAAACCGUGCCCAGUCCCUUGGUGUUGGGCUUUGAAAUCCUAUUUUCAGUGGACCGCGCUUCAAAUGCUGAGUGUAGAGGAACUAUCAGAAGUGGGAAAAGAGCUGUCUGCCUCUGUUUCUGGUUCCUGGGAGGGGCCAGGUGGCCUGCCUUCCCAGGCUGGUGCAAAGCCCUGGUGCACGGGGAGCUACCUCUGUGCCCCCUGGUCUUCAUUCUCAGCUCAGAGGAGCAGGCUUAUGUCCCUGCAAGUCAGCGUGUGUGGGAGCUGUCCCGGUGCCUGUACUACCGCUUCCUGGCAGUUUAUAUGCCUCACCCUCUCACCCCCACGUCUAGGAGUUGCAGAGAGAAAGAUGGGUUUCAUACAGCCUUGUGUUCCUCAUAGGCUAGUCAGCAGCCUUUCUAGUGAAAGCCGAUUUAAAAAAAAUGUUUUCCAUUAGAGCUUUGCAGUUCGCAAAAGUGCUUUGUAUCCAUUUUCUAGUUUCAUAAGCAGGAUAAAAUAUCAUUUAUUAAGUAGGUUUCAGUUUGCUAAUGUGGGUUUUGUUUGUUUUUUAUGAUGGGUGUCUCUUGAAGAAUCUUGCUAGAACCUUAGUGGCAUCUCCUUUUAAAAAACAGACUUGCAAUUAUUAGUUGAUUCACAGUAUAGAACAGGAUAGAAAACAGAAGAAAAAACCCAGCCCUGCCACAGUGUUGUAAUUGCUGGUUUAAAAAUAGACUUUAGAACUAACUGGUUGAUUAUAAUAUUUACAUGGAAGAGCAAAGAAGGAAAAAUUAUAUUUUUAAAGAAAGAGAAUAUUCAGGCUUUAUUUCUGGUAUGAAGUUUAUAUUUUUUAAAAAAAGUCCUAUAUUAUCACACCAGAGAUUUUAGAUUCUUUUCUGGUUACAAACAUUGCUGGUAGUUGGAUUAUAUUUUUAUUGUAUUCAUUUCUCUUAGGGGGAAAAUUGUAAAGAAACAAAAAGGUUCCAGAUGAAUGUACCCUAGAAAUAAAAGUUGAAAGAUUCUUA